Molecule: messenger RNA, 2288 nt
Organism: Bombina bombina (fire-bellied toad)
Lineage: Eukaryota; Metazoa; Chordata; Amphibia; Anura; Bombinatoridae
Gene: CHIC2
Product: cysteine rich hydrophobic domain 2
Exons: 6
Coding region: 95-595 (166 amino acids)
Source: RefSeq, a predicted model, not a curated record
GCAGCAACAGGGCAUGGCGGCCCCCUCUUCCUGGUAACUGUACCGGGGAGAAAGAGUGAGGGCAGACUUUACAGUAAGACGGGCUUCGUUAGGGAUGGCGGAUUUUGAUGAGAUUUACGAAGAAGAGGAAGAAGACGAAGAGCGGGCGCUGGAAGAGCAAUUACUUAAAUAUUCGCCGGAUCCGGUUGUUGUGCGAGGAUGCGGGCACGUCACUGUUUUUGGUCUUAGCAACAAAUUUGAGGCCGAGUUUCCAUCAUCGUUGACUGGCAAGGUAGCACCAGAAGAAUUUAAAGCCAGCAUCAACAGAGUUAACAGUUGUCUUAAGAAGAACCUUCCCAUCAAUGUCCGUUGGCUGCUGUGUGGAUGCCUUUGCUGCUGCUGCACUUUGGGAUGCAGUAUGUGGCCUGUUGUUUGUCUCAGUAAAAGAACACGAAGAUCGAUUGAGAAGUUAUUGGAAUGGGAAAACAAUAGGUUAUACCACAAGCUGUGCUUGCACUGGAGACUAAGCAAAAGGAAAUGUGAAACGAAUAACAUGAUGGAAUAUGUCAUCUUAAUAGAAUUUUUACCAAAGACUCCAAUUUUCCGACCAGAUUAGCAUUUUUUUUUCUUCGUUUGUAAGGACUUAAGUAUCUUGUCUUUCCAAUGGUGCCUUGCUUGGUGCUUUCCCAGAGGUGACAUAACUUUGGUUCUGCAGAAUCUUAUGGAUUUAUUUUCCCACCAAAUUUCCUUUUUGUUUUAAUGUUUUUUGUCUCCCAAAUUGAAUCAGCUUUACUAAAAAAAUAAAACAAUCACAAGGAUUUAACAUACCUCGACAAAAAAUUCAAUCCAAUUACAUUCAAAUACUGUUUACUACCAUAUUUUUUUUUUCUUUCCGCUUGAUGUUUCUACAACAACCUGCCACAUUUGCUGCAUUUUCUUCAGUCACAUUUUGGGAACCAAGAUGUCACUGCACCAUUAGGAAUCUCUCUUCAUCCAAGAAGAAAUUCUGCCAGCUGGUUCUGCAGAGGGUUCUAUUGAAUAUGUUCAAGUUAAACAUGAAUUUGUUCUUCAUAACUUCGAAAACUUGACAAGAUUUUGCAUGUUUCUGCUGAAGCUCAGGAUCUUAUAGUUGUGCUAACAUUACACUUUUGUCUCCAUCCUGUAUUAAACACCCUCCACCUAUUAAUCUUUGUUCUAAACAUAUUUUUCUUAAAGGUAAAAUACCGUAUUUGAUCCAGUAUGUUCCAAAUAACCUCAGUGGAAUCCUGGUGUCCAGUUAAUGGUAUAUGUGGUCCCACUCGAUUUGUGGCUGUGUAACACAAUCUAGAGAGAGCAAGAAGGAACAGUGUUUUAUUAGCAGUUUAAAGUAUUUGCGGUGGGAUUAUAAUUUACAGAGAAAUGUGCACAUUUAUUUUUCAUUGUGGUCCUAGCAAAGGAGUUUGGGAGUUAAGUGUUUUGGUGUACUGGGGAUCCCUACAUACUUUUAUAGUUCCAAACUGGUUCCAUGGCAGCUUAAGUUUAGGGAAGAAUGGUCUAGUGCUUUUUUGUUAAACUCUCUAUUUUACCAUACACAGGGUAGUCAAAUUGGAAAAUAAUAAUUAUUGCACAUUUGUAGAUUUAAAUUGCUUAGUUUUAUUCACAGAUUUAAUCUAAAACUUAGUGCAGGCCAGAAACUUGAGUGAUGUUGCAUAUAACACCACUACAUGGGUUUCUUGUUUCAGUGUUUAUUACAUAUUUAAUUUCAGUUUUGUUAAAUGAAUUCUAUAUGAAAACAUAGUUUUAAAGCUGUGUUAUUUGAUGUGUAGCAUUUUAAAUACACAUGCUAUGUUCAAAUGGUAAUUAGAUGUUUAUUACCACUAUAAAAGCUACUCUAAUCUUAUUCUUAUUAAAUAUAUACAUUAAUAUUCUUAGCCACCAUUUGAAGUAUGUUAUAUACGUCUGUGGUGGUAGAUAGCAGACUUAUUUCUGCUGAGAUCUGGAGAUUUGUAAUGUUUUAUAAAUUCCAGGUUUAUGGAAAAAACUAUUAAAAAAUUGUCAAGCUGUUUGUUAUUUUUCUUAUUUUGAUGUACUAACAUGAUGUGAAUCAGAUUGUAUGGAAAAGCAGUUAUUUUCUCCAAUUUUUAUUUUGGAACAUAUUAAUAAUUAUAACUAUUCCUCCAGCGGGUUUUUUUGUGUGCAUAUCCAAUGCUGGCAAUGGUAUGCACCCUUAAACAAAAGUCGUACAUACACUCAGAUGUCAUAUAAGUAGUUGUAUGAAGCUUGGCAUAGUUAUGUUAUCAUAUUUGUAUGUUAAUAAAUGGAUAAAACCA